Molecule: messenger RNA, 1243 nt
Organism: Haliotis rufescens (red abalone)
Lineage: Eukaryota; Metazoa; Mollusca; Gastropoda; Lepetellida; Haliotidae
Exons: 28
Coding region: 3-1133 (376 amino acids)
Source: RefSeq, a predicted model, not a curated record
UCAUGAUUCUGAUCGUCAUGAAGUCACUGGUCCUCUUAAUGUUGGUUUUCGGAACCGUAGCUGCAGAUGCCAACGCAAAACGGAUCGAUGAUAUAAAGAAAAAUCUUCAAACAAAAAUCAAGGAGGCUGUUCCCACUGACAACUUUGUUAAAGUUCUCCUUGAUAUAGAUGUCGAGGAUAUGUUUAAAGUUCUUGAACAACUUCCAUUGGAGGAUCGCAAGAAGCUUUGUGAGCUGAUGCCACCCAGACGCAUCGUGGAAUAUUGCCAAAGGUUACCUGUCGAGGAUAGAGGAAGAGCUGAAUCCUAUGGAAUAGAGGUGCUCCUUAAUGAUGAAGAAAUGGCUGGAAAACUAGACGAAUUUCUGCAAACGUUAACAGGCAAAGAACGAGUGGAACUUAAUCACUAUUUCAACAAGACGAGCAUUCUACAACUCUAUGAGGGCAUGCCUAUUCCCAAGGAUAAUUUCAGUUUUCUGGGAAAACAUCCUGAAGAAAUAAAGAAGACUCUUCUUGAUCAGAAAGAAAACUACAAGCUCUUUGACGAUCUUUUUGAAUUACCAUUGGAUCAACAAAUGAAAAUGUGUAAAGGCUUUACUCUUGAAAAGCUCAGAAAUGUUCUCAAAGCUGGAGGAUUGUCACUCAGAGAUGACUAUGACAUUGGGAGAUUGAUCAACGAAUUGGUAUUAGAUUUUAACGGAGCAGAGGUUCUUGAUUUGGAGGAAUCACAGGCUGACCAUCUUAUGGAAGGACCAGAAUAUGGAGAUUUGGAUGAAUCACCAGGUGACAAUCUUAUGGAAGGACCAGAAUAUGGAGAUUUGGAUGAAUCACCAGGUGACAAUCUUAUGGAAGGACCAGAAUAUGGAGAUUUGGAUGAAUCACCAGGUGACAAUCUUAUGGAAGGACCAGAAUAUGGAGAUUUGGAUGAAUCACCAGGUGACAAUCAUUUCGAGAAACCAUGUUUUGAAGAUUUGGAGGAAACACAGGAAGACAAAACACCUGGGGACCUAAAAGCAAAUGGAUAUGAAGAACCUUUCUUCAAGCAGAUCAUUGAGAUCCAACUUGGAAAGUCCAAGGGAAUAAACGUGGAACAGACACCAGAAAUACAAAGAAAAGUGAUCAGAUGGACACGAUAGUCUCCUGAUGUGAAGACCUUGGACGUGUCCUUGUAAACUGACGUAGUAAACAUCUAGAUGACAAAAAAAUGAAAAAGCUUUCUGUCUUUGUUAUAUAGACAUUGCAAUGC